AUGAGGAAAACGAACAAAGCAUCUACAUACCUUUAUUUAAGCUUUAGAAGUGCCACUUAUUCAUUUAAGCUGCGGAAACCGACAAGUCUUGGGUGCUUCCUUUGUACUCAGUUGUUAUCAGUAACGAAACACCGGAUGGGUAUGAGCCAAAGCCAGCUAAAGCUAGCGCUGUAUGACAAAUGCUACCAUUUACCUCUUCAGUUUAGAGAGCACUGUUUUCGAUUUGUCGAUUCAUCGUUGCCAGAAAUUUAUUAUACAGUAAACUAUGACAUAACAACAAAGCAUGUCUGUGUUUCGCUUGGUCUUUGCGAAGAAAAUGUUGUCAGUGGGAUUUCUACUGAGAGCAACAAGACUGAAGUCAGUGUGAGCUCCGUACCUGUCACCAAUAGCGUAAACCGAGUGACUGGUGAAUCGAAUGAAAAUGGUGAAAUUCUGUCGACAAUUUCACGGCGUCCAAUACCUGUGGAAAUUGUCAGUCAGAUACCAGAGCCAUACGAUAAAAUUGGGCCCAAACAAGGAAAGAUGAAUUCUAAAUUAAUAUGUAUAUUUUGUGAAAGGAUGUUGAGCAACGCAAAAAUUUAUUCGCUGUCAGCAAAGGCAGAUAUAACUUCCUUUGCAAACACAGUAUGUUCAAAACUACCUACUGGAAAUAUAGCAGAAGGAUGUUUCAAAUUAGCAGAAAGAAAGAUUUCAGAGCUUUCUGAAUUUGUAGAUUUACAGGUCGCAGAAGCUCUGUGGUGCGCUGAACUAAAUUCCUGUUAA
Messenger RNA from Enterobius vermicularis (human pinworm), 762 nucleotides. The record is from the annotation of a GenBank genome assembly. Lineage: Eukaryota; Metazoa; Nematoda; Chromadorea; Rhabditida; Oxyuridae.